Molecule: messenger RNA, 2354 nt
Organism: Cotesia glomerata
Lineage: Eukaryota; Metazoa; Arthropoda; Insecta; Hymenoptera; Braconidae
Exons: 4
Coding region: 1-1305 (434 amino acids)
Molecular function (GO): protein binding
Source: RefSeq, a predicted model, not a curated record
AUGGAAACCGCGACAAACCUUCUGUCAAAUUUUUACGGGGUUAAUUAUCCAAAAAACGGACCCAAAAUUUCUAAAUUGACCAGCUACAUUGGAAAUAGUACCAAAGAGCCUCAAUUAUCGAUUUCUUCUUCUUCUUCCGUCGAUGAAAGCUCUCAAAAUUUCAACAGCGAGGUAAACACUUCUUCCGAAGAAAUCACAGCCCAUAACCUGUUGAAGGUUUCAAUAAUCGACGAAUUUGACAAGGAAAUUGAUUUUGAAUUUAAAAAUUUGAAUUUUGGAGAAGAAAGCACUCAAAUUUUGGAUGAAGUUAAUAAUGAUAAUAAUAAUGAGAAGCAACAAAUUGGAAUUGAGAAGGAGGAUAUGUUAGAUACUUAUUCUGAAGUUUCAAGUGUGAAGUCAAAGAAAUUAAAAUUUUUAGAGUGGUUGGAUCUGAGGAAUAAUAAAUUGAAGACUUUGCCGAAGGGAAUAAAAAAUCACAAUUCUUUAGAAACAAUUUUACUCCAAGGAAAUGAAAUUGAGAAGCUUCCGGAGGAACUUUGUACUUUAGAAAAUCUAAAGGCUGUUAAUAUUGGGGGAGGGUGUGUAUUUCCACCCCCAGAGGUUUGGAUGAAGGGGUUUAGAGAGGUAAUGGAAGUUUUGAGAAAAGAGUGGAACAAAAAUCACCCGGAAAAGUAUUUACCUCGCAAAGAAGAAAAGCUUCCAAUUUUAUCUCAAAACAUCUUUGGAAGUUCUAAAAGGCCCAAAUUUAGGCCUAGAAGUCCCAAAUUUUCCAAAAAUUCAAGAUUACGGAGGUUAAAUUACAAACCGUCGAAUAAAUGUCCGCAAAUUCGCAAAUUAUUAUGCCCAAAUUGUGUAACUUCUCUGGAAAAUUCUCAAAAUAAGGCCCUAGAUUUUGGAGAAGAAGAUUCUGAAGAAGGGUACCAAUUGAAAGUCCAUAUGGUUAAAAAUAAAACAAAGAGGAACAAAGAAUAUUUGGAAAAUGAAGAAACUUACUUGGGUUCCAAGAACUGGGGGCCUAAUAAGCGAGAUUUGGGACUGUUGGUGAAACUGGAGGAAGAAGAGAGAGAAAAUUUGGAGAAGGGGAAGGUUAGGAGGGAGAAGAUUAGUUUAGCGGAAGAGAUGAAGCGAAUUGAGGACAUUCAGGUUAAGGAACGGGUGUACAAUGUUGUCACUAAUGACGGGGUGGUUACUAAAUUGAGGCCUAUGAGGCUGGGGGAUCCUGAUUGGGUCCUAGGUUUUGUGGAGAAUUAUCUUGGGUUUCAUAAACAGGUUAUGGCUCCAUACACUGGGUUCAAAAGAAUUUAAUUGUAAUGGACUCAAAAAAAAAUCUGAAAAGAACAUGAAAUAAAUAAGUGAAAAAAUAGGUAGGAAUUGUUAUUUUAUUUUGAGACCUAAAAGUUAGGUUUAAGGAACUUAAGAUUGUUCCUGGAACCGAGUAAUGUUCCUGGAACCUAGUAUUGUUCCUAGAAAAUAACAAUGUUCCAAUAACCUAGCAAUUUUCCUAGCAGCAAGUAUUGUUCCUAGAACCUAACAAUGUUCCUGGUACUUAUUGUUGUUCCUAGAAUUUAUUACUGUUCUUAGAACCUAAUAUUGUUCCAAGAACCUAACAAUUUUCUGGGUACAAAAUAUUGUUCCUAGAACCUAAAAAUGUUCCUGAAACCUAUUGUUGUUCCUAGAAUUUAUCACUGUUCUUAGAACUUAGUAGUUCCAACAAUAUAAAAAUGUUCCUAGAACCAAGUAUUGUUCCUAGAAUUAAUUGCAGUUCUUAGAACAUAAUUUUGUUCCUAGAACUUCACAUUGUUCGUAGAACUUAUUUCUAUUUCUAGAACUCAACAUUUUUCUUAGAAUUUACUAAUGUUCCUAGAACCUUGUAUCGUUUCUAGAACUUAUGAUUGUUCCUAGAGUUUAUCACUGUUCCUGGAACCUAACAUAGGACAUAACACUGUUCUUUAAGAAACCUAAAAAUAAUUUUCACUUGGUACUUUGUAGAAGCUCAUUCUGUUUUUUAUAAAAUCUUAUGUUGUUCUUAGAACCUCACAUUGUUCUUAGAACAUAUUAUUGUUCUUACAACUCUAAAUCGUUCUUGGAAUUUCUUACUGUUCCUAGAACCUAGUAUAAUUCCUAGAACUUAGUAUUAUUCAUAAAAUUUAUCACUGUUCCUAAGACCAAGUGCUGUUCCUGGAACCUAGUAUUGAUCCCAAUGUAACUUCAGAUAUAACUCAAUUUUCUUCCUUACAGAAUCUUAAAUUGUUCCUUAUGGAACCUAAAUUAUAACUUAAUAUCAUUGUAACCUAAAAAUAAUUGAUUAUUAAGAAUUACUCUCUAAAUAAGCCCUAAAAAAGAUUAUUUUUAAA